AAGUGCAGGAGCAGUAAAGUUAGCACGCGGUUUGAUCUCAGGCCAAGAAUUUUGAAUCAUGUCUCAAGUUGAAGAGGGUUUAACGUUUAUUACUGAAGGAGGUUUGUCCCCUGAUCCGAACUCUAACGGGGUAGAGAAUUACGGGACAGAGGAACGUCAAGACAGGAGAUCAACACCCGAUAAACGUGACGAUGUUAAACCACCAGAAACUGAAAACAGGAGCAGAAUGCUCCCGGUUGAAACUGUGGAACUUUUACCGACUGAAAUUACCAUAGACCACACCAGCCCUGUCGCUGGGGAAGCUGUUGAGACCCUGCCUGUUGAAUCUGUUGACAGUCUUCCUGCUGAAUCUGUUGACAAUCUUCCUGCUGAAUCUGUUGACAAUCGUCCCACUGACUCUGCCAAUGACACUUCUGAAGAAUCGGGUGAUAAUCGCCCUGGAGAAAUCAUUGAGAGCCACUCUAGUGAUCCCGUAAAUGAUCGUCCCGAUGAAAAUAUGCCUGAUGAAUCCAUUGACAAGCUUCCUGUUGACAAUUCCGAUAGCCGACCGGGCGAUAACACGGACACCCGCCCUGCCGAAGAUGUUGAUAGUUUGCCAAACGACACCGUGGACAAUUUGCCUGUUGAUUCCGUUGAUCAUCUUCCUGCCGAUGACGGUGACGACACACAAAAGAUCAAACCAAUUACACUUUGGCCUAACGAGAAAUACAGCACGGAGUAUCCUUUCCUGCCGGACUUCAUUGUGCGUCUUUAUACUGAGGAAUACGACGUAGCAGGGACACGCAAAAGCGGCAAUAAGCUUAGUAUGCGUCACCGAUGCCGGUCCACUCCCAAUACGUCUGACCUGGCCAAAAUGGAGAGAGAGUUUGUCAACGAUGCCAUCAUUACGGAGAAGAAGCGGACAAAGUACAAAGACAUAAUCCCGCCGUAUGAUGCUUCUCGUGAUAAAAAUGCACGAGCUUACUUUAUGCGACAAGACGUUAAGCAUUUAUUAGGUGUGACGCGAAGUGCGAGAUAAUAUGGACCUGAUCAGUAUGGAAGCCGGUUAAGGUCACUAUUCCAACAUCGCUUCAUAACAUCGUCUUAAGAUGCUCUCACCUCCCCCCCCCCCCCCCACCGUUAGAUGUGAUUUGCCCCAUCUCCCCCCUCCCACCUAGACACUAUUAGGGAUGACACUGCGAUGCUGAAUGCGAUGUUACAAUGUUACCAUGAUGACCUUAUACGACUUCCAUAUGAGAGUGACUUAUGGUUGUUUGCUUUCUGGGAAUUAAUCUGAUUAACAUCUUUUGGAUCUCUGCUUCUUUGGGGUAAUUUAAAUAUCGCUGUUCGCUCGAAGAUCUUUCUCAGUGUUACUUAUAUUAAUGAUUUAGCCUUUUACAGACUUGUACUUUUAUAUUGGUAAACCUAGGUACAAGUUUUUUGCUUUACUUUUUAAAAAAUAUAUAUGUAGCAUUCAGCUUAAUCACUCCAAACAUAAAUUUUAUGAUACACCAUCUGCCGUAUUGUUUGACUUUUUACUUAAAGCGUAAUUCUUAGUAAAGUGAAUCUGUAAACAGGUCGGAAUGGAUAUGAUUAAUAUUUGUAUUGAAGUCGUGAUUUUUCCAAGCAAUUUUUUUAAAAUGAAAGAUUUGCUUAGUCGUUGUGUUGUUCAAGAUAUUAUGCACAACAUUACAUGCUAGAUACCAAAACAUCGUUUUUACUUGUUUAAGCAUAUCUGAUAUUUGGUUUACAAGAUAACCUGAUGUGAAUGAGAAGUCACUCAUAUUGUGAGUGUAUAAUUUAAUAUAAUGUGAGUGUAAAUUUUCGUCAAAAAACAUGACUGAUAUGUCACCGUGAUGUGGCAGAACUUUGUUGAUAAUAUAUCAGAAUAUCACAAUGUCUCUAUUGCUUAAAGUAACUAUAUUGUGCCUUCAGUGUUCUCUGUAUCAUAUGCCUCAUGUGCUUGCUAAUGAUCUAUCAGAAAGUCUA
This is a messenger RNA of Liolophura sinensis, 1968 nucleotides long. RefSeq names its product transient receptor potential protein-like. Bases 59 to 1018 code for a protein of 319 amino acids. Lineage: Eukaryota; Metazoa; Mollusca; Polyplacophora; Chitonida; Chitonidae. The transcript is spliced from 2 exons. The record is from RefSeq and is a predicted model, not a curated record.